AUGCGCUCCUUUAUCGCGGCGGUCCUGCGCGCCGGCGGCGCACCGCCAUCCCGACGCGUCCGCUGCUACUCGUCAUCGCCCAGCGGCGCGCUCGCCGCCCUGGCUACACAUCACCGAAGCCAACUAGUACAAAACCACUCGACGAUGACGACGACGACGACGGCAUCGUCCCUGCCACCACAACAUAACCACCGCCGUCACUUCUCCCAACACCGUCCGCAGCCCCUCCGACUUGCCGCCUCCCCCGCCGAUACCUCCGAGCCACCACCACCACCACCACCCGCCCCCUCAACGCACUACGACCUCUUCCCCGCGACCCUCCCCCUCGGCCCCCCUCCGCGCGGCCACUUCCCCAUCGACACCCGCGCCCUUCGUCGCGAGUUCCUCUCCCUCCAAGCCCGCGCCCACCCGGACCUGCACCCGCCCGGCGCCGCCAAAACCUCCGCGGCCGCGCUCUCCGCGCGCAUCAACGACGCCUACCGCACGCUCGCCAACCCGUUGCUGCGCGCGCAGUACCUGCUCGCGCUGCGCGGCGUCGACGUCGCCGCCGACGAGCGCCUGAAGGUGGACGAGCCGGCGCUGCUGGGCGAGGUGCUGGAGGCGCGGGAGGAGAUUGAGGAGGCGCGGGUGGAGGAGGACCUGGAGCCGGCGCGGGAGGCGAACGAGGCGCGCAUCGCGGCGGGCGAGGAGGCGCUGGAGGUGGCGUUCAGGGAGGACGACGUCGAGGCGGCCAAGAGGGAGGCGGUGAGGAUGCGGUACUGGGUCAACAUCAGGGAGAGCCUGGACAACUGGGAGCCGGGCAAGCCGAUUGUGCUGGAGCACUGA
Messenger RNA from Cordyceps fumosorosea ARSEF 2679, 825 nucleotides. Its product is annotated as co-chaperone protein HscB. Gene Ontology annotation, biological process: [2Fe-2S] cluster assembly; protein complex oligomerization. The coding region runs from base 1 to 825 and encodes 274 amino acids. Gene Ontology annotation, cellular component: mitochondrion. The transcript has a single exon. The record is from RefSeq and is a predicted model, not a curated record. Lineage: Eukaryota; Fungi; Ascomycota; Sordariomycetes; Hypocreales; Cordycipitaceae. Gene Ontology annotation, molecular function: protein-folding chaperone binding; ATPase activator activity.